Tachysurus vachellii is the source of this 2962-nucleotide messenger RNA. RefSeq names its product membrane bound O-acyltransferase domain containing 7 (gene mboat7). The record is from RefSeq and is a predicted model, not a curated record. The coding region runs from base 114 to 1484 and encodes 456 amino acids. Gene Ontology annotation, cellular component: membrane; mitochondria-associated endoplasmic reticulum membrane contact site. Lineage: Eukaryota; Metazoa; Chordata; Actinopteri; Siluriformes; Bagridae. Gene Ontology annotation, molecular function: lysophospholipid acyltransferase activity. Gene Ontology annotation, biological process: phosphatidylinositol biosynthetic process; lipid modification. The transcript has 9 exons.
CGAACCGACUCGUCGACCAAUCGGCUCGUGCGAGUCGUUUGCUAACAGGAAGUGAUCCAUUCAGUCAGUGUCUCAAGUGAACCCCGGAACACGUUUAUAGCUCCCACGCAGAAAUGUCUCCAGAGGAGCUGGUGUACCUGGGGAUCCUUGCUGCAUCCAUACCUGUGGGGGUCCUGUUCCGCUACCUCAGUCCUCCAGUCAAACAGGGGGCUGCACUGACUUUGGGUCUCCUCAUCACCCUGGCCACAUGCGGAAUACACACUUUACACUCAAUCUGCACCGUGCUGGGAACAUGGCUGAUUAUCCGAGUCGACUGGAAGAAAGCUCCGUUUCUUUCUCUGGGAUGGACGUUCCUUUAUCUUUUAUUCUUUCGGAUGGUCACGUGGUUUGGACUUCCUUCUCCUUCACCGUUCGCUAACGCCAUCCAACUUCUCCUCACAUUGAAGAUGGUCAGCUUGGCGUACGAGGUUCAGAACUACCACUAUGAGAAGAAAAAGGACGUGAGCUCGUUCUCCAAGUCACCUGUGAUUGGCCGUCUCUCUCAAGAGCCCUCCCUCUAUGACAUCAUCGCCUACAGCUACUGCUACGUUGGGAUCAUGACAGGGCCGUUCUUCCGGUAUGGGACGUACGUGGACUGGCUCGAACAGACCGAUCCUCUCUCGCUGCCGUGUAAAGCUCCGUGCCUGAGCAGGUUAAAGAUGGUUCCUGUUUACGCCGCUCUCUUCCUGGGUUUUAACUACCUGUUCCCGUUGUACUACGUUCGCACUGAUGACUUCCUGGAGCACAACUACUUCUUCAGGUUUUUCUACAUGGUGGCGGUGUUCUUUGUGUUCCGUAUGCGGUUCUACUCGGCUUGGUGCGGAGCCGAGGCCGGCUGUAUCACCGCCGGACUUGGAUGUUACCCGCAGGGGGCGGAGUCUAAACCAGGACGCGGACCUACAGUACAAUACAGCCCUGAUCCUGGUGCUCUGGUCGAGUAUGACUUCAGAACCAUCCAGAACAUCGACUGCUACAACGCGGACUUCUGUGUGAAGGUGAGACAUGGCAUGCGCUACUGGAACAUGACGGUGCAGUGGUGGCUUCAUGAGUACGUCUACAGCAACGCACCGUUCAGAGCCUACGCCCUGAGAGCGGGUUGGACGAUGUUGGUGAGCGCGUACUGGCAUGGUCUGCAUGCAGGUUAUUACCUGUCCUUCCUCACCAUCCCGGUGUGUAUUGCUGCAGAGCUCGCCAUGGAGUCGUGUGUGCGCUCGCGUCUCGGCGCUGAGGGACAGAAGGUGUUCGACUGGGUUCACUGGUUCCUGAAGAUGCGUGCGUACGACUACAUGUGCAUGGGCUUUGUCCUGCUGAAGGCCGGCGACACACUGCACUACUGGAGCUCCAUAUACUUUGUGAUCCACGUCGUGGCGCUCGUCUGCAUCGCCGUCGGACAACUGAUGGGUGGAAAGAAGAAAGAGAAGAUUAAGGAGGAGAGCAAGAAUUGAUUGCUGAAAGUGCAUCCUGCAGUGCAUUAUGGGAUUUCAGGGAUGCACUGAGUAUUUCAGGGUAUAAUCAGCGUACUCUUUGUGUUUCUGUGGUCUAAAAACUACAAAUCCCAGCAUGCAUCGCUUCUGUGUCAAGUGGCAUAUAUGAGUUAGUCCCCGGUUUAGCUCUCUUUUUACCACGGCCUCUAAAGCUUACAAGCUACAAGCAGUCAUAAAGGAAGGAAACGAUGGAGGGAGGGGAGGGAGGUAGGUAAGAAAAAGAAUUAUGGAGGGAAAAGAAAAAAAGGAAAUGAUGGAAGCAAGGAUAGAAGUAUCAAGGGAUGAAAGAAAGAUUAAAAAAAAGGCAUGACCGAGGAAAGGAACACACUGGGGCAUGUUAAAAACAGAACUGAACCCGGGGAAGAACAGAUUUUGAUGUUUUUAUGUUGUGAAUGUGCUAAAAGACUAAAGAUGAUGAACAGAUGGAUGGAUGGAUGGAGGAAGGAAGGAAGGAAGGAAAAAGAAAAGUUUCAUAUGCCAGCGCUCUACAGAGGACAGAAGAGAGGUUAACGUUUCAAACAAAUUUCCCAGAUCGCACCGAUUCUGUGUCAACAUCAGACAUUGUUCUCAGUCACCAAUGUGUAUAACUCAGUUACCCAGAAUGCACUGCUCAGGGGACAAUGCACAUAAACAUGGUAAGGUUUACAUUAAAAAAGCACGUAGUGCUACGUUAGCGAGUGUAACAUGCCAAACGGAGACAAGCAAAGCUACAUUAGAACUCCAUUUCCCAGCAUGCACUGCUUCUGUACUAACUGCCAUACUCUCAGUAUCGCACACCAACAUGACAGUGGUGAUAUGAGCAGUGAUCGAAAGUGAUAGCCGGUGUCUAAAGACUACAUUACCCAUCAUGCAUCACUGCAUCAGCUCCAACCAGCCCACCUUUCACUGCCGUACGAACGUGAGCGGAGGUUCCAGGGGGUCGUGGUGGAGGGCAUGUAACGCAAUGACACAAGAAAGUGAGCGUUAAAGUGAGACAUUGCUGUGUGCUUAUAGCAAGAAUUUUACAAAGGUUCAUGGGAGCUGAGGUCCAUAUUUGUUAUUUAGUAUUUCUGAGUUGUUGUGUUUUUUUUAUAACCAACAUUUCAUGCAUAUUUUCAUCACUUUAUGUAUUUUCACUUCGUAAAUCUAAACACAAACAUUAUGUUUUGCUUUUUACAUUUCUGCAGUAGAAUCUUUCCUCACACGUUCGUUAUGAAACCGAAUCGUCUCUGUUCUUUAGAAUUUACACACCGAUUCACUUAUUAGUUUACUCUUUAGUUACGAACGCUUCAUUUUGACCUAGAAGUUGCCUCCGUACUUCUCGCAGUCACUUCAUCACCCUGAACAUGAAUGUAAAUUCUGUUUAUAUUUUUAAGUAUUUUACACUAGAAAAGUGUUUCACUGUUUUGUCAUGAAACUAAACCGUUGUGUGUUGAUAUAUUAAAAAUUUCAAGUUGAAA